CGGGGUUCGGAACAUCUCAAUUAUUUUUAAAGCGCACAAAGAGGGACGAAUGAUGUCGCGAAGAAAAACAAAUAUGGCGGAUCUUUUCUGAAACUAGUGACUAAAAUCAAUAGAUCAGAAAUGUAUUCUAGAGCUCAUCUUCUGAUAGAGACGGAAUACAAGAAGCUUCUUGAAGACCAACCAUGGGGUAUAGAUGCUACACCUGUACAAGAUGACAGUAUUUUUGAGUGGGUAGCCAAAGUGAAAGGACUAAGAGACUCAUUAUGGGAUGGAGGGGUAUUCAGAGUGUACAUUAAAUUUGAUGAACAUUAUAAUGUUCGUCCUCCAGAAGUUUGUUUCCAUACCAUUCCUUAUCACCCAAAUGUGGAAAUGAUCACAGGAAAACCGUGCAUUGAUUUCCUUGAUGAUUUUUCAAAAUGGAAAGAUACCUAUUCCUUGUCUUUCAUUCUAGUAACAAUACAGCAUUUACUCUCCAAUCCAAACUUAGACAGACCAGUUAACCAGGAAGCUGCAGACAUGAUGUUACACUCUCCUAAAGCUUACAGACAAAUGGUGCUAGACUGUGUCACUGCUAGUCAAAGGGUGGAAGCGGGGGUGAAUCCUCACCAGGACCUAGAAUCCCGAGUCAGAUUUGUCACACCUGACAACCAGAGGAAGCAGUACACAGGAACUGCUCGGACAGCCAACCCUGCCGUUACUCGCCUAUCCUUCGACGACUAUCACUCAACAUGGUGUGGAAUCGCAACCUCUAAACCUACAGUGGACACACCCAACCCAUUAUUAGAGGCAAUUAAAGAUAAACCUGGAUUACAAAAAGCACAUUUAGGAGUUCCUCAAGAAGAGAUUGAAGAUCAAAUGAAGAGACAGGUUGAAGAGCACAAUGCACUUAUGUAUGGAAACUUUAAAAUGAAAUCUAACGCUGAGGAAGAAAAGGCAGCAAAACUGGCAAAAUUAAACAGAAUGAAGAAGAUCUACCUGCCACCAAGAUUGUCUCCAACCCCAUCAGUACCACAGCCCACCAAGGAGCGAAAAGAAGAACCCUGGGAAGAUGAGGUGGAUAAUCUUGUGGAAUGGUCAUCAAAACUAGACGCUGAUGACAUUGAUGAUGUGUGAUGACAAUUCAAACUUUCUGGAAAAGAAUGAUAAUGAAAGUUAUUGAUGUAAUGACAAGAUAUUUUAUGAUGACUUCACUAGGUGAAGCAAACAUUCCAGCUGUAUUUUCAUGAAAGCACAUCUUUUCAACAAAGUUUCUGAAAUAUCUUUAUUGUUUGAAAUAUGUCCAACUGACUGGAAUUACAGAUAUGUUGGUCAUUCUGUCCGACACAACUCUUUAUUUCAUAGGACGAUUCUGACCCAAGUACAGUGUAUACUGUAAAAAAUAAAGUUUAUUAUUCAUAA
This is a messenger RNA of Ostrea edulis (European flat oyster), 1398 nucleotides long. Its product is annotated as ubiquitin-conjugating enzyme E2 U-like. The record is from RefSeq and is a predicted model, not a curated record. NCBI's taxonomy places the organism in Eukaryota, Metazoa, Mollusca, Bivalvia, Ostreida, Ostreidae. Bases 121 to 1113 code for a protein of 330 amino acids. The transcript is spliced from 10 exons.